GCAAAUUUCGAGGCGCUCAUCAAGGCUUUAUCACUGCUUGUCGGGUUGUUUUCAGCAGAGAUAAAGUUUGCAGAGAUUUAUCCCCGUUUAUUUAUUCUAUAGCCAUUGUAGUAAGAUAUUAAAAUGUUUGAUGAGACAUGUUGUUUACUAUGUUUAAAAAGUUCAAAGGAUCAAAUAUAUUUGGACUCCAAAGAAGUUAUCGACUUGAAUGGACGUGAAGUGAUUGAAUUGCAUUUUAAGGAUGGGCUGGACAUGAUGUCUCAAAUUGAAAUGAAGUUCAUUUGUCGAAAUUGUUGGAAUUCAGUAGAAACAUUUCAUGAAUUUUAUGAAAAUGUGAAGCUAGUGCAUAAGGAAGCUGCGUAUACUCUCAAAAGUGCGACUUUCGAAACCGAUAGUUUUGAAAUAAAAGAAGAAAUCAUGUCUAAUGACGACGCACAAGUUGAACCACUUUCGGAAUAUAUAAUUAAAGUUGAAGAAUUUAUGUUACCCGCCUCAACUAGUCCCACAGAUAUAUGUAAUCCAUCAGAGAUGGUUUCUGAAGACUUAGAGAUUAAAGAUGAGCCUUUAAUCGAAGAAUGUAUGGACAAUUCUGUAUCAUCGUACGAGUAUAGUUCUGAUUCUGAAGAAUUGGAGAGUGAGAAUGAAGAAGAUAGUCACUCAAAACGAAAGUCUCGUAAAAUAAAUCAAAGAAAAAGCGUUAGUAAGAAAACUGCGGAAUUAGAUGAAUAUAUUGCAAAGAAAAAUUUUAAAUUUACUUGUUGCAUUUGUCAAAUUCCAUUAGAGGACUUCACACAUUUGAAAACCCAUUUCAGUGAAGCACAUAAAACGAGUGGUUAUGUGCUAUGUUGUGGUAAAAAAAUACGUCAACGAGGUUUAUUAAUUGAUCAUAUUCAUUUUCAUGAAGAUCCCGACUAUUUCAAAUGUAAACAUUGCGGAAAGCGAAUGACGGAGCGACGUUGCAUCGAUCUUCAUCUUCAGUAUGUGCAUGGCAAUCGGGAACGUGUACAUCGUUGUACAAUUUGUUCAAAGGGAUUUUUCCGUGCUUCUUGUUUGAAACAGCAUUAUAAUAACAUUCACGUUACAGAAGAUCAAAAAACCGUACCGUGCUUAGAAUGUGGUAAAACCUUCUCCGACGACAUUCAAUUAGGAAAACACAUGCGUCUAAUCCAUGUUGGUGCGCCGGGAAAACUAAUAAAGUGUGCUCUAUGUGAUACUGCGGUCAAAACGAAAUAUGGCUUAGCACGUCAUAUGAAAACAAUGCACACGGAGGAGUAUCAAACUCCACAAACCUGCCCAAUUUGUUCUAAAGUGUCACCGUCUCUGCAAGCUCAUCGUGAACAUAUAAAGUAUAUGCAUUCCUUGCAAAGAAAACAUGAAUGCAAAUUAUGCGACAAAGCCUUUAAACGAAUUACCGAUUUUAAAGAACAUAUGGCAACCCACACCGGAGAAGCUUUAUAUACCUGUAGUUUUUGUCCACAAACUUUCAAAUCUAAUGGCAAUAUGUAUUCUCAUCGAAAGAAGAAACAUGCUAAGGAGUGGGCCGAACAGUCCGCGUUGAAGAAAAGCUUAGCGGUACCUUUAAGGCAGGCUGUCGAAGCUGAUUAAUAUAACAAAUUUGCUGCGAGAACGUUUAUUGGAUUUGAAAUGUCAAGCCGUUAAGUUAUUUAAUAAUUAUUUUGUAUUAAUGAUUGUGAUUUAGAACCAUUUAUUUGCAUUUUUCGGAAAAUAAAAUGUGGUGUUUAAUUUGAA
Molecule: messenger RNA, 1749 nt
Organism: Bactrocera neohumeralis
Lineage: Eukaryota; Metazoa; Arthropoda; Insecta; Diptera; Tephritidae
Product: transcription factor grauzone-like
Exons: 4
Coding region: 124-1605 (493 amino acids)
Biological process (GO): regulation of transcription by RNA polymerase II
Cellular component (GO): nucleus
Molecular function (GO): DNA-binding transcription activator activity, RNA polymerase II-specific; zinc ion binding; RNA polymerase II cis-regulatory region sequence-specific DNA binding
Source: RefSeq, a predicted model, not a curated record